UCGAACAACUCUCAUUCUAUCACCAGCAUGAAGGCUGUCUUCGUCUUGCUUGCCCUAGUAAUCAGCGCCUGCUUUGCGCAGAAGUGUACGACGACUAUCGACUGCGGCCCAGGCAACAAAUGUGUUGAUGGGAACUGUAAAGUUCGACCCGAGUGUCCGAUGUACACACCACCUCAACUGAAGCCGGGCUGCCACCUAGAGACCGUUUUGGACGAAAAGGGAUGCCCUAAGUACAAACAAGUUUGCUAGAAUGUGAAGCAGUUAAUAAAUCUUU
Molecule: messenger RNA, 274 nt
Organism: Cylicocyclus nassatus
Lineage: Eukaryota; Metazoa; Nematoda; Chromadorea; Rhabditida; Strongylidae
Source: the annotation of a GenBank genome assembly